CUCAAGCAAUCACUGAAACAAAACUAAAAACAAGAAAAUGAGUUCUUCCAUACCCGUUAAUGUUAAUGAAUUAAACCAUCAAAAUUUAGAAGAAAAUGAUGAUCAACUCUGCAUUUUAGCAUGCCAAAUAGCAGCUUGUUCAGGACUUCCGAUGGCUUUAAAAGCUGCAUUAGAUCUUGAUUUACUCGAAAUCGUAGCUAAAGCGGAUCCAAAUGCAUAUAUCUCACCACUAGAGAUUUCAUCCCAGUUAGGUACUCAAAAUCCCAAUGCACCUUCCAUGUUAGAUAGGCUUUUGCGAUUGUUAACAAGCUUUUCUAUUCUCAAAUGCUCACAAAUCACUACCCAAGAUGGCAAGAUUCAACGACUCUAUGGGUUGGCACCUGUUUGCAAGUAUUUUACUAGGGAUCCAGAAAACGGUGUCUCCAUUGCUCCUUUAGCUGUGAUGAAUACAGAUAGGGUCUUCAUGGAUAGUUGGUACCACUUUAAAGAUGCUGUAAUGGAAGGUGGAAUUCCUUUUAAUAGAGCUCAUGGGAUGAGUGCAUUUGAAUAUCCUGGGGCAGAUCUUCGAUUCAAUCAAGUUUUUAAUAAAGCUAUGUCAGAUCACACUACCUUGACUAUGGCAAAAGUAUUUGAAAAAUACAAAGGAUUUGAAGGUAUUGAAGUUUUUGUUGAUGUUGGUGGUGGUGUUGGAGUCACAACUAAAAUGAUUACUGCCAAGUAUCCUCAACUUAAGGGUAUCAAUUUAGACUUGCCUCAUGUAUUAGCAGAUGCACCAACAUAUCCCGGAGUGGAGAAUGUUGGAGGAGACAUGUUUGUCAGUGUUCCAAGAGGGGAUGCCAUUUUCAUGAAGUGGAUUCUUCACGAUUGGAGUGAUGAGUACUGCUUGAAACUCUUAAAGAACUGUUAUGAAGCUAUACCAGACUGCGGAAAAGUGAUCAUUGUUGAAGGGAAUCUUCCCGCAGUCAUUGAUGAUAGUGUUACCUCAAAACUUUUGUUUGAACAAGAUAUGGUCAUGUUAACUCAGAACCCUGGAGGUAAAGAAAGGACAUUUUCAGAAUUUGAAGCCCUGGCAAAGCAAUCUGGAUUUGCUAGCUGUAAGACUCUGUGUUCUGUUUACUACAGUUACGUCAUGGAGUUCCAUAAAACAGCAAAGAAUUAGCAUUUUAUUUUUGCUAGGAAUUAGUGUUCCUAAGAGUAUUUUAUUGGUUUCUUUGCAAGUUUGGCUUAAAAUAUGAUGGAUGAAACUCUGUAUCUUCCGGAUCCUAUGGGCAUGAAU
Messenger RNA from Papaver somniferum (opium poppy), 1276 nucleotides. RefSeq names its product caffeic acid 3-O-methyltransferase-like. Gene Ontology annotation, biological process: methylation. The record is from RefSeq and is a predicted model, not a curated record. Lineage: Eukaryota; Viridiplantae; Streptophyta; Magnoliopsida; Ranunculales; Papaveraceae. Bases 38 to 1159 code for a protein of 373 amino acids. Gene Ontology annotation, molecular function: protein dimerization activity; S-adenosylmethionine-dependent methyltransferase activity; O-methyltransferase activity. The transcript is spliced from 5 exons.